CAGAAUGGUGAAGUUCAUAAAACGACCCAAUUCAAUUUCACUGCCUGGUUAGAUCAUGAUGUGCCUCGAAUAUCUCAGUUAUUGGAUUUUCUUUAUCAUGUAGAAGGUCAGAAAACAACAGACUCUCCAGUCCUAGUUCAUUGCAGUGCUGGUAUUGGAAGAACUGGAACUUAUAUUGCCAUUGACUCAUUGUUGAAAGAGGGUCGUGAUACUGGAAAGAUUGACAUACAAUUGCGAGUACAGAAAAUGCGAGAACAACGAAAAGAUAUGAUUCAAACUCCUGACCAAUUGAAAUUUGUGUUUGAAGCAUUGGCUGAAGCCUUUGAAACAGGA
Molecule: messenger RNA, 333 nt
Organism: Lottia gigantea (owl limpet)
Lineage: Eukaryota; Metazoa; Mollusca; Gastropoda; Lottiidae
Exons: 3
Biological process (GO): protein dephosphorylation
Molecular function (GO): protein tyrosine phosphatase activity
Source: RefSeq, a predicted model, not a curated record